UCGCUCUGUGUUCACCUUUUGCACCUGUACGCGACUGGACGCGAAAACCUUGCCUUGCUGCAAACACAAUAUUGCAAUAAUUAACUCGUCGUUAUACGUUAAAGUUUUACGUUAAAGUUCGCUCACUGCCUAAAUAAGAAGCCGAAGUUUAAGUCGAACCACACUAAGCAGUUCCAGAAUAAAAAGCAUGAAAUUACAGUUGAAGUGAUUAUCUGUGACAAGUGUAACCUCACACUAAGACGUUGUAGUUCCUAGGGGAAUUCAAUGGAGCGGUGCGAUACAGAACCCGCAUGUUGGCUUGCGGGUUACAGCCGCUCGUAUCCAGGAAACGGGACGGCUUCGGGAAUCCUGGAGUGAGCCGACCCUGCAGCGGCCUCAAGCCGGGGAGGUGCGGCCUGGGCAUUGCGAUGCAGCUGGCGACUCAAAGGGUUCGAGGGGCAGCCGCCAUCGUAGUACGAUGUGGCGAACAGGAAUGCGCCAUCAGCUCAUCUGGGGGAAAGAAGCAUACCCUGCAGCACUGCACUUUGAAUAUGGAAACAGAGGUUACUGAUGGCCAUAUCACUGGUAGUGGUAAUGAUGACUUCUGCCCCAAGAUGGACCAUUCAAGGAUGAUGAACCCCACCACAAGCACACCCAAUGGCCAAUACAGUUCUCUAAGUCACAUGACAAACAAAAACUCCAUCAAGAUAGAAAUGCACAGUGAUGAGGAUGAUGGAAAAGUUCUUAAACAGAUGGACCUGGCAAGAAGCAAAGAGGAAAUGAGUACCAUGGAUGAAUCUGUGGUGGAAAGCAACGGACUGACUGAAAGCAAUCAAGGGCAGGAGAUGCAAGCCGAGGGAGGAAUACGUCUUCCGAAUGGUAAACUGAAGUGUGACAUCUGUGGGAUGGUUUGCAUUGGGCCCAAUGUUCUAAUGGUACAUAAGCGGAGCCACACUGGUGAACGUCCCUUCCAUUGCAACCAAUGUGGUGCAUCAUUUACCCAAAAAGGAAACCUACUGAGGCAUGUCAAGCUGCAUACAGGAGAGAAGCCUUUCAAAUGUCCAUUUUGCAGCUAUGCCUGCAGACGACGAGAUGCACUGACUGGUCAUCUUAGGACACAUUCUGUAGGUAAACCUCACAAGUGCAACUAUUGUGGUAGAAGCUACAAACAGCGCAGUUCACUGGAGGAGCAUAAAGAACGCUGCCACAAUUACCUGCAGAACACCGGCAUGGAGGCUGCACAGCCCAUGAAUCACCAGGAUGAUUACAAGGAUCACGAUACAGCAGCAGACCACAUUCCCCUGAUGCAGUUUGAGAGACCGGCAGUGAUAGAGAGGCUGGCAAGCAAUAUGGGAAAACGUAAAAGCUCCACACCUCAAAAAUUUGUUGGUGAAAAGUUCAUGCGUUUGAAUUAUCCAGACAUCAAUUGUAAUAUGAACUUGAAUUAUGAGAAAGAGGCAGAGUUCAUGCAUUCACACAUGAUGGAUCAAGCUAUCAAUAAUGCAAUUACAUACCUUGGGGCUGAAUCCCUCAGACCGCUAAUGCAACAUCAGCCAAGUUCAAUGGCAGAAGUGGUUCCGGUUUUGAAUUCAGUCUAUUCUCAGAUAUACCAUCCAACAAGGCUUGAAAGGCCAAGCAGCAGGGAAAUAACAGAAAGCCACGAAAAUACAGUGGAUGGCCCAAUCUCUCUUAUAAGAGCAAAAAAUCCAACAACAGAAAGAGUAAUGUCUCCAAGUAACAGUUGUCUCGAUUCUACUGAUACAGAGAGCAGCCAUGAUGAUCGAAGUGCUCAACAACACCUCGGAGUACCAGCCUUGACUCCUCAGAGCAAACGAAGUCCAGCCUACUCAAAAGAGGAAACAAAGGCUCUGGAAGCCACAAAGGUUUUGUCUCAUACCUCUAAAGAGAUAUAUAGAGUCUUCAGUGAAGAGGGUGAGCAGAUUAGGGCUUUCAAGUGCGAGCACUGUCGUGUACUGUUUCUAGAUCAUGUUAUGUACACCAUCCACAUGGGCUGCCAUGGUUUCAGAGACCCAUUUGAGUGCAACAUUUGUGGCUACAGAAGCCAUGAUCGCUAUGAAUUCUCAUCGCACAUUGUUCGUGGAGAACACACAUUCCACUAGGCCUUGAGCUUCUAGGACAGUGAUGAAGAACUGUUUUUGAAGUCCCACAUUGACAUGACUGAAAGGCAGAAGUGGCCUGGUGACAGACAAUUUGCCUGUUUUUUACUAUCUAUGGACCAAGAAUAUACUGCAAUGAGUAUAUUCCACUCAUUUACCGUAAUAUUGUUCUUUCAUUUAUAUAUGACAUUGUGGGAAUUAAAAUUAGCCUUUAGUUUGAAAUGAAAUAAGUUGUCAGUCAUGUCAUCUUCAAAACUUUGUAUCAUUCAUCUCGGUCAUUGCGUAGGUGCAACUGUGAUAAGCUAAUGAUCGACUCGUAUAUAGAAUUUCAGUAAUAAAAUAAAGAAUGAUGCAGGGUCAAGGGUCAACUAUGUCUCAAACAAUACUGCACUUCCUUAAUUGCUAAAUGGAGUAAGGAUAGAAGAUUAAUACUUUCUAGCCUUUCAUAAUUGUAUUGUCCAUUUGAGACAUUCACUCAAUGAAGGGAGGAACAGCAGAACAGAACUAAGCACUUAUGAUUUUUUAUAUACUUGCAAUGAUGACCAACAAUUGGAAAGGAACAACGUAAAUCUGAAAAGAAAAAGUGUGUGAUUAAAGUACAUUUAUUCAAUAGUUCAACGUUAUUCCCGUGAUGUCACUCCCUUUUUGACUAUUAUAGUCUUAACUUGUUGAUUCCUUUUCUGCAUUUUACAAGAAAGAGAUGAAUGAUAUAGUGCUAGUCAGAUGUCAAGUCUGACAACCUGUUUUGUGGCACUUGCUCCUUGAAUAAAGAAUACCUCUUACAAUUAGAUUGCUUGUUGAAGGGGGAACAAAAUUAGGACCAAACUAUGCACUUACUGGAAAUUUUCAUAACGUACUGGAGACUGUUGUUAAUUUCUGAACAUAUAGCAACAAGGGAAGGAUGUAUUAAAAACUGAAACUGUGAUCAUAUAACUGAUUGUGAAGCACUGUCAGUUUUGAACCAGACUCACUUCCUGUUUCAUGUAGCAUUUCUAAUCUGGGACAAGUGUCCCUGUCCUAAAUCCUCGGGCUUUUUUGUUGCUGAAGCAUUAGGUAUAAGCUGUUUACAUAUUUUUGUACUAAAGUGUAGUUUUAUACAUGAAAAUGCUUGAAAAAUAAAAGGUACAUUAGCUUUGUAGUGCAUUUGCUACUGGAAUCGGAUAACUGGAACCUCUUCCUUGGUUUGUUUAAUGGUGGCAACAUAUGCUGGGUUUUUCAGUGUGAAACUCUGGAUGUACAUUUUCCUUUUAACCUACCUUUGUAAGAAGACUGAAACUGUAACCUUUUAUGCAAUUAUUUAGAAAGUUUCAGCAUUGACAAUAAUAGUAUGUUUUAAAUCUUUUGAAAUGUCAAUUCUGAUGUUAAGCAUUGGCAGCAGCUAUUCGUAGCCCAAGAUUAAUUCUGAAGGCUUUCCCUCUUAACGUCUUGUGACUCAGAGGUGUAGGGAUCACAAGAGUCCAUAACAGACUCUCCAAACUUGAACCGGUUAUAAUAUACAAAUGAAUGCAGUUUGCAAGUGCAAUACUCUUUUUUUUUCUUGAAUUGUAUAUUGUAUUUUCUCAAUUUAGAAAAUAGUUUAUGUAAAUGUUUUUGAAAUACAUUAACUGAUUCUUAAGACUUUGUUGAAAACCCCUGUUACUGUGAUCUAAAUAACAUGGCUUGUUUUAAAAAAACAAAAAAAGUUGCAGAAUCUUUGUUAAUAUUUUUUUAGGAAAACUACUGUAAGGUUUGUACUGUCUGAGUGCGCAAAUACUGAAAUAAAUUUAGGGAACCUCAGGAA
Messenger RNA from Leucoraja erinaceus (little skate), 3876 nucleotides. RefSeq names its product IKAROS family zinc finger 2 (gene ikzf2). NCBI's taxonomy places the organism in Eukaryota, Metazoa, Chordata, Chondrichthyes, Rajiformes, Rajidae. The record is from RefSeq and is a predicted model, not a curated record. Bases 291 to 2099 code for a protein of 602 amino acids. The transcript is spliced from 8 exons. Gene Ontology annotation, biological process: regulation of transcription by RNA polymerase II. Gene Ontology annotation, molecular function: 2-oxoglutarate-dependent dioxygenase activity; DNA-binding transcription factor activity; methyltransferase activity.